AUGGUCAGACAACUCAAGCAUCACGAGCACAAGCUCCUUCGCAAGGUCGACUUUUUCAAAGCCGACUCAAAACAAGGUUCCAUCCGCCAGAAUGAUGUAGUGCGCCGCCCCGAAGACUACACCUCCUACAACCGUCUCUGCGGCCAACUACGCCAACUCGCCCACCGCCUAACCCUGCUCCCACCCGACAACCCCUACCGCCUAGCCACCGAAAAGAAACUCCUCGACAAGCUCUACGACAUGGCCAUCCUCAGCGAACGCAGCAAACUCUCCGCCGUCGAAAACAAAGUCACCGUUUCCGCUUUCGCUCGCAGACGUCUAAACGUCAUCCUCACAAGACUGCAAAUGGCCCCUGAUCUCAAAGCUGCCACUACUUUUAUUGAGGGUGGCCAGGUUAGAGUGGGUACUGAGGUGGUUACUGAUCCUGCCUUUUUGGUCACGAGGAAUAUGGAGGAUUUUGUGACUUGGGUCGAUUCGUCAAAGAUCAAGAGGACUAUCCACAGAUACCGCGACAAGCUGGACGACUUCGAUUUGCUCUAG
Molecule: messenger RNA, 540 nt
Organism: Aureobasidium musti
Lineage: Eukaryota; Fungi; Ascomycota; Dothideomycetes; Dothideales; Saccotheciaceae
Source: the annotation of a GenBank genome assembly